AUGUACAAGCUCAAUAACAACAACAACAACAAGUCCCCCAAAGCUCCUCGGACGCGGUACCUGCAGCAACCGCCUGGGUGUCUUCCAUGGCGGGCUCGGAACGCAGGUGAUGACGGCACAUGCCAUGAUUGGCUCUUCGCCGUGUACCCGAAGCGGCCGAGCUGGGCGAUGGAGCAAAAGAGGCCUGCAGUCGCCCGGCCUGCCCAGCCCUGCCCUGGGCUUCCCAGCCUCCUUCUUGGGCGAGUAAAGGGGGCGCGGCUUGCACUAGUCCGGCACCAUGACUACCAGGAAGAGGAAGAACGACGACGAGGAGCUCGUUGCCCUCCCCAGCGACGAGAGCGACGAAGAAGAAGAGUGAGUCGACGCUUUCUUGACGUCAUGCCUCUACCCACCACGUCGCAAUCCGGUGGUUUGCCUUCAUUGCCAUCGCCUCUAUGCGCAUGCGCGAAUUGGUCUUUUGGAUUUGUACCUGGACGUUGUCUGGUCGCUGCGCAUGGCUCCAAAGGCAGUCGCAGCCCUGGGGUCAGCAGCAGCCGGCUCCUUCCUCCUUCUUGCAGCAAUCAGCUCACUCCCACUCUGCCUCUACACUUGACAUUGCUAUCGUGGCACUUCUUGUCCCAUCCAUCCAAACAAUUGCCCUUGCGCGCGCAUGCGACACCUACAGCAAGACUGACACAGCCAUCCAGAUACGCAGAGUCUGAAGGCUCAAACUUUGAUUCAGCCGACUCGGACGAAGAAGAGCCACCGCCAAAGAAAAAGGCCAAGCGCACUAGCAAAGCCAAAAGCAAAGACGAGGACGAGGAUGAGAGCGAGGAGGAGGAGGCCGAGCUGAGCGCCGAAGACGACGAGGAUGUUGCUUCUGACGAGGUCGACGAUGAGGACGACGAGGACGAGGACGACAAGAAGAAAGCAAAGGACGCCAAGCCUGCUGGUGCUGAGAAGGACCGCAAAGUCAAGAAGACCGGCAAGGACGAGCCUGUACCCGUAGUUGACGAUGACGACGAAGAGUAA
Messenger RNA from Bipolaris oryzae ATCC 44560, 1011 nucleotides. RefSeq lists its product as uncharacterized. Lineage: Eukaryota; Fungi; Ascomycota; Dothideomycetes; Pleosporales; Pleosporaceae. Bases 1 to 1011 code for a protein of 336 amino acids. The transcript is spliced from 3 exons. The record is from RefSeq and is a predicted model, not a curated record.